AUGUCUCGAGACGAGAAAAACCAGCUGCUCAUCACCAACUUGUGGCUCAAAUUGGAAUGGAACGACGUCAAUAUGAGGUGGAACGUUUCACAGUAUGGUGGAGUCAAAGAUUUGAGAAUUCCACCUCACAGAUUGUGGAAGCCUGAUGUUCUUAUGUACAACAGUGCUGAUGAGGGCUUUGAUGGUACCUACCCGACAAAUGUUGUCGUCAAAGACAACGGUACGUGUCUUUAUGUACCACCUGGAAUUUUCAAAAGCACCUGUAAAAUUGACAUUACUUGGUUUCCUUUUGAUGAUCAACGAUGUGAAAUGAAAUUUGGUUCAUGGACAUAUGAUGGUUUUCAGUUGGAUCUACAGCUUCAAGAUGAAGCAGGUGGUGACAUCAGUAGUUUCAUUACGAAUGGCGAAUGGGAUUUACUAGGUGUACCGGGUAAAAGAAACGUGAUUUAUUACAAUUGUUGUCCAGAGCCUUACAUUGACAUAACAUUUGUCGUAAUAAUUAGAAGAAGAACACUCUAUUAUUUCUUCAAUUUAAUUGUACCGUGUGUACUAAUUGCCAGUAUGGCUGUACUUGGUUUUACUCUACCACCAGAUUCUGGUGAAAAAUUAUCAUUGGGAGUUACAAUUCUCUUGUCCCUCACAGUGUUUUUAAACAUGGUGGCCGAAACAAUGCCAGCAACGUCCGAUGCUGUUCCACUUGCAGGUACAUACUUCAAUUGUAUCAUGUUCAUGGUUGCCAGUAGCGUGGUCAGCACAAUUCUCAUUUUGAAUUAUCAUCAUCGUAAUUCUGACACACAUGAAAUGUCUGAAUGGGUCAGAACAUUAUUUCUAACUUGGCUGCCUUGUUUAUUGAGAAUGAACAGGCCGGUUGACAAAGAUGAAGACGGUCAAAAAUCACAAAAACCAUCACCAGUUACUGGUGCAACAAAAGCAUAUGGUGAUCUUGAGUUACCCCAAAGAAGCAGUAAAUCAUUAUUAGCAAAUGUAUUAGAUUUGGAAGACAAUGCAUUGGCAUCACACAACAAUUUGUUGAAUAAUGUUUACAGUACACCUGGUCCACAUCAUCAUACAAUGGGACAUGGACAUAGUCAUAUACAUACAACACCACAUCAUCAUCAUCAUACACCAGCACCAACGCCACAUCAUCAACACUCAACACCAUUACCACAUUCAUCAUAUCCAUCUCAUACAUUAAGUCAUACACCUCAUCAUCAUCAACAUCAACAAGAUGGUACUGCACCACAAGUUGAAACAAUACUACAAAGUACAUGUUUCUGUGCAAGAUAUGAAUUAAUAUUGAUACUCAAAGAAAUUAAGAUAAUUACGGAUCAGCUUAAGGCCGCUGAUGAAGAUACUAAAAUAACAAAUGACUGGAAAUUUGCGGCAAUGGUGAUAGACAGGAUGUGCCUAAUCAUUUUUACUCUGUUCACCAUAAUUGCAACAAUCACCGUCCUAUUCUCGGCGCCUCACAUCAUUGUUACGUGAUUAAUAAAUAUAAAUAAUAUAAUAAUAUUUAAAAAAUUUAAUAAAAAAUUAAUAAUCACGUUUUAUAAUAACGUGAAAAAGCUCAGCAUCGUAUUUCACAUAUUAUAAAUACGAAUAUUGGUUGUUACGGGUCGUCGUUUGUAGCCGUGCCGCAGUCACGUUCACUUUUUUUAUGCUUGUAAAACAAAGCCAAAUUUAAACAAAAAAAAAAAACAAAUAAAACCACAAAAAAAAACUUUAAAAUGAUAAUUAAAAAAUGAAAAAUUGGAUAAAUAAAUUAUAUAUUAUAUAAUAUAGAUAAUAAUUUAUAUUAAUGUACUUAAAUUAGGUACAACAUACUUUGAAAUAAAUAAAAUAAAUUGAAUUAUUAAUAAUUUAAUAAUUUAAACGGGAAAAUAACGGACGACAUGGUGUUAUUAAUAGAAAAGCAAUACACGAAGUACUUAUUGUUCUGCAAUUUCAUCAGCCAUAUUUUUUUUCUAUCAGUACUUCAGAUAAACAAAAGAAAGAAGUAAUGAAAAAACAAAAAAAAAAAUCAAUACCACCUUAGAA
Molecule: messenger RNA, 2037 nt
Organism: Aphidius gifuensis
Lineage: Eukaryota; Metazoa; Arthropoda; Insecta; Hymenoptera; Braconidae
Product: neuronal acetylcholine receptor subunit alpha-7-like
Exons: 11
Coding region: 1-1485 (494 amino acids)
Biological process (GO): monoatomic ion transmembrane transport; regulation of membrane potential; nervous system process
Cellular component (GO): synapse; neuron projection; postsynaptic membrane
Molecular function (GO): acetylcholine-gated monoatomic cation-selective channel activity; transmembrane signaling receptor activity
Source: RefSeq, a predicted model, not a curated record